Molecule: messenger RNA, 417 nt
Organism: Beauveria bassiana ARSEF 2860
Lineage: Eukaryota; Fungi; Ascomycota; Sordariomycetes; Hypocreales; Cordycipitaceae
Product: RBP protein
Exons: 2
Coding region: 1-417 (138 amino acids)
Source: RefSeq, a predicted model, not a curated record
AUGGACUUCACCAACGUGCCCCGGCAUCAUCUCUCCAUGGACGAACCACUAUUAGUGUCCGAGAUUGUCACAGCCAACAAUGGCGGCAAGGCCUAUCACUGGGCUCUCACUGACACCGAGCGCGCUCACAUAGCCAACUUGCUCAACGUUGACGCUACGGAAUUGGCUGUCAAGGGCACCAUUAUGAAUCGGGAACGCUCUACAUGCAAUGGAUGUGGAAAGCAAUCUGGUCUGGAUGAUCUAGUGCACAAUGCGCUGCACGCAGGUAUUCACUCGGCGCCAUUCAUGGCAAAUGUUUUAGCGAAUGGGCCAAAAGGGCCAGAGGAGAUUCCUCCUCAUGAACUGACUUGCUCACGCUGCGCCACCAAGCAUGAGGGCUCGUUUGGCUAUGGUAGGGUUCAUUGGAAGACUUUCUAA